Molecule: messenger RNA, 7627 nt
Organism: Trematomus bernacchii (emerald rockcod)
Lineage: Eukaryota; Metazoa; Chordata; Actinopteri; Perciformes; Nototheniidae
Product: glutaminase kidney isoform, mitochondrial-like
Exons: 18
Coding region: 3977-5440 (487 amino acids)
Biological process (GO): L-glutamine catabolic process
Molecular function (GO): glutaminase activity; protein binding
Source: RefSeq, a predicted model, not a curated record
UGUUAGCCGCUAGCUCCAUUAUAGGCCAAACGUAAUAGAAAAACAGGCAAUUUAAUGGAGCGAUAUUAGCGUGUGGUGCAAACCCCCAGGAAGUGCCGGAAAGUGAAGCAGAUUUGUAUGAAUGGUCGUAGUGGACAAACGUUGGUACUUCAGCUUCCGUAACGUCGUUGUGGCCCUAAAAUAGUUACUCCCAAUUGAAAGGCCCCGGAUGAUCCGGGUACUUUCUGACUCUAAAGUCGCUCCAUUUUGGGCUUCAUGCGCCUCGUAGGAAUUAACGGUGCCUCCGACGCUGUAUCCAAUACAUCCAUGGUGUGAUGACACCUGGGGACUUAAAGUUCAUAUUUUAUUGAAUUAAGUCCAUGUUAACAUACCGAAUAUAUGCCGAAUUAAAGAACGACUGCUAACAUUUCAUUAUUAAUAGGAUGUUUUAAUUUCUGCCCUAUAUUUUACGUUUACAAAGCCCUUUUUUUAAUUAGCAGUUAUUUACAUCGUAGUUCGGCAAGCGCAUCACUCAGAGGCUAGCUGUUAAAUAGCAAGCUUAGAUGCUGUUCUGCUGGAAUAACAAACUAGCCGGCUUAGCUAAGGCUACAGUGCCAGCUAGCUGGACUUAAGGAUAGUAAUGGAGGGGAUAGACAGCCAGAAAGGACCGGGGUCAGCAGGCUCACCUACCCAGGCUCUCAGUACGCAAUCACCAGUGAACAGCUCCCUGCGUACAGGGGCGUGAUGGCUAUGUAGCAGCAAGCAAGAUCCAUUAUCGGACACAGUUGCUAGAUUGUAUCAUUCAAAUAUUAUUCAAAACCAUAUGUUAAUGUUAUCGUGUGCGUGUAGGAGAAAGGCAUACGAGUAAACGUUUCUACAGUAAAAAUGUCAAGUGGAAGCAGGUGGUGUGCAGCCAUCCAGAAAUCGUGACCAGAAGCUGCAGCUUUCAUCUCCAGCGUGUUAAACUCACUGAGGCAUUAACCUGCCACCAGCUUCUCAUGCAUAUGAUCAUGACAACAUAACUACAACAAAUAUGAAAAAUAUAUCAUUUUAACUGUAUGCACCAUGCAGACAGACCAAGGCCCAACUCAAUGUCUGAUGAAGGUCAGUCAUCAUUGAAACCAGGAAGGCAACCUCCAUUUAUUUGUAAUUAUAGAUGUAUUGCUCAUAUGUAAUUAAAUCCAUAAUAUCCCACACAUGGCACUAAAGUCAGUUCUUAUUUUGAUCCCACUGCUAUUACAGCAUAUAAUCCUGCUUCUAUUAUAUCAUGCCCUGCAUUCAAAAUUGUAGUUGUUACUGUGUUCCACAAUAUUAUAAUACAUGCAGUCUCCUGGUUUCUUGUACAUAAAUGCAUAAUCAAGUAGCUACUGUAAUAUGCACCAGCUAAUAUUCUGCCAACAGACCAUUCUGAAUGAAUUAGAUGGCAUUAUUGCCUUUAUAAGUAGAUGAGUAUCACAGCGUCAGUAUCAGUGAUUAUUUGCAGUGUUGUGAGUCGAGCUGAUAAGGCUGUAAUUGACUGACAGAGGUGUUGGUUCAACAGGGAAAUGAGUGAGUGCAGAUGGAGAAGAGGAGAGUCCUCGUGGUGAUAGACCGGGGGCUGCACGUUAAAAGCUUUUAAUGACCGAAAAGCACCAUAUCAUCACUAACACUUUCACUCAACAGUCAGCCACUGACAUCAAUUAAGACAAGGAUCCACUUCGUAAUAGUUUAUACUAUAUGACUAAAAUAAGCAUUAAAAUGGAAUACAAAAUCUGCAACAACAUAGUGAUAAUUUGAUCCUGUCCAAGUCUUUGAACUAUCAGUUGACACAUAAUAAUAUGCAAGUACUUUAAAUGCCUGUAGGCAAGACAAGAAAAGCAGCAAAUCCUCACAUUCAAACAACUGUGACAAAUGAUAUAUAUUUGUUAGUGGUACUGUAUAUUAUUAUUAACAGCUGAGUCGUGCCAGUUCUCUUUAUGAGAUGUUUGUGUCUCUCAGAUGUGUCACUUUCCCCCCAUGUUGCUCUAAAAAUGAAGUUAUUCCUGCUUUUAGCAUUCAAAGCAGCUGUGCCACCAGCCUGUAUCUACCCUUCAGACAUUUUCCCUGGUGAUAAAAUGCCUCAUUGCUCCUGCAGCCUGGAUGUCUCAUUUGUUUCCAUUCACGGACCAUUUGCUUAAGCUGUCAGUAAGGUUGUCGGCCACAUCUCUUUUCCCCUGGAGGAUCAUAGCAGUUUCAGUGACGCUGUUAAACAUCCACAGCACAGAUUAGUGUUUGAGAAAUCAUCAACAGGCAGCGUUUGGCUUUAGUGAGUCAGCAGAGGAGCAAUGUGCCUGCUGCCGACCAACGCUUUGGUUAUUUAUCAGCUUUAAGAAGUUUUAAAGGGAUCUGAUCAUGUGGAUUUUUGUUGGUGAUCAAGGGACAACAAAUAAACUACUGUAAUGUCAAAUAUAUUUUAUCUUGAGUCAAAAGAUUAUUACUUGUGCGUGCACGUUUUUCUUUUUCUUGUAGGAACUCUCAGGGGCUCUGUACUAAUCUACUAAUCAACUAAUUAAAAAAAGAAGUCUUCAGAUAAUCCAAGGUCCUUAUAUAUAGAAUAACUCUUUAAAUAUAAUAUCCAAGGCGUUGCGUUUGAGGUCUUCCAGACGGCCUGCAGCUCUGACUCCAGUCUGUGAUUACGAGGGUCCUCCGGAGGCUGUGCUCUGGUUAAUAAGGGGUUACAAAUGUUGUAAUGCAGGGGGAGAUUAUCCCGCCUACGUCGCUUUUCCGCGCUUUUUUGCACCAAAGCCUGGAUGCUGGCGUGCUGCCCGGGAGUUGUCGGGGCCUGCAGGAGCAGAUGAGUCACGGAUGGAUUUGUGCAGCGCCGCCUCUCAACAACUCCCUCUUUAAUGUCUGCCUCCACAGCAAUUUAUUAUGACAUCUGUGAGCGAGCACUCGGGUCAAACACACUCAGCACAAACUACAGACACACGACUGACUGUGUGACGUGUCAAGUAGGCUGGUGGUGAUAUUUAUUUAACUACAUUAAAACUCCUAACUUCAUUGGAUAAUAGGCACCGUUCCCAACGUCUCAAAAUAACAUCAGAACGAUUGAUCUGUCUGCUGGAUAUCAUGGUAAUCAUACACUAACAAAUAUUGAUUCCCACCCCUGCAUCUCUACAUUUAAUGACAUUUGAUGCAGACUAGUUCCUCGGUUGUGGAGAUAAUGUAGCAUUUCAGAGCAGCAGCAGCAGCAAUCUCAUGCCACCUUUCUGUAUGAGCUGUGUGUGUUGUACCACAGCUGACUUUUAAAAACACAUGGCGCCAAUGAGAGCGGCUGGAUUAAUGAGACGAUGCUGCAGGAUCCAGAUGUUCCAACCUCUGACCCCUGUGGGGGGGGGGGGGAUACUCCCUCACAGGCCUCAUUAACUUAACAAGAAUGUUACUUCAAUACCGUUUCAUGUCAUGUGUGUUUAAAAUGUACUAUACCGAGAUAGUUUGGAUGUUUUGAAGUGUGUUUGUCGGACGUACUUUUUCCUAAUCUGUGUAUUACUGCAGUGGAUUUAAAGAAACAGAUAGAAGCUAAGCAAUGCACAUAUAUCUACAAAUCUACUGCAGUAAUACAUUACAAAUAUAAGUACAACAUACAACCCUACUUUAAAACAACUAAGCUUACCCUUUAACAUGCCAUCCCCAGUAUGCAAAGUGCUUAUUCUGAUUGAUCUAUUAAUGUUAUUUUGAUAUGCCAUAUUCACAACUCCAUUACUUACCUAGUGUAAUGGUCUGCUGCUGAUGUGUUCAUACUGUGCUUUAAUGUGGUUUCCACUGUAACUAAUUCAGUAUUAUUCCCUCUGUUCACUCUCUCCCUGUUGUUGAUCUGCUUGCUUUGCAUUUGAGAAGGAAGGCGGGCAUCCUGCCUAGUCUGGAGGACCUGCUCUUCUACACCAUCGCAGAGGGCCAGGAGAAAAUCCCAGCGCACAAAUUCACCACAGCUCUUAAAGCCACAGGGCUACGCACAGGAGACCCCCGGCUGAAAGAGUGCAUGGAGAUGCUCAAACAGACCGUGAAGACGACCUCUGAUGGAGCUCUCGACCGACACCUCUUCAAAAAGUGCGUGCAGAGCAACAUCGUGCUGCUCACUCAGGCCUUCAGGAAGAAGUUUGUCAUCCCAGACUUCCAGUCCUUCUGCGCACACAUAGACGAACUCUACGAUAAAGCCAAAAACAUGCCAGGAGGACAGGUGGCCGACUACAUCCCCCAGCUGGCCCGCUUCAGCCCCGACCUGUGGGCCGUCUCCCUGUGCACCGUGGACGGACAGAGGCACACAGUGGGCGACACCAAGGUCCCCUUCUGCCUGCAGUCCUGCGUGAAGCCGCUGAAGUACGCCAUCGCCGUGCACGACCACGGCACCGAGUACGUGCACCGCUUCAUCGCCAAGGAGCCCAGCGGCCUGCGCUUCAACAAGCUCUUCCUGAACGAGGAAGAUAAACCACACAACCCCAUGGUUAAUGCUGGAGCCAUUGUGUGUACCUCCCUCAUUAAGCAAGGGGCAAGCAACGCUGAGAAGUUUGAUUAUGUGAUGAACUUCAUGAACAAACUGGCAGGAAACGAGUACGUCGGCUUCAGCAACGCCACAUUCCAGUCGGAGCGAGAGUCUGGAGACAGAAACUUUGCCAUCGGCUACUACCUGAAGGAGAAGAAAUGUUUUCCAGAAGGCACAGACAUGACAUCCAUCCUCGACUUCUACUUCCAGCUGUGUUCCAUCGAGGUGACUUGUGAGAGCGCCAGCGUCAUGGCGGCCACUCUGGCCAACGGCGGCUUCUGUCCAAUCACAGGCGAGCGUGUGCUGAGCCCCGAGGCGGUGCGGGACACUCUGAGUCUGAUGCACUCCUGCGGCAUGUACGACUUCUCGGGACAGUUCGCCUUCCACGUGGGUCUGCCGGCUAAGUCUGGAGUGGCCGGUGGGAUUCUGCUGGUUGUUCCCAACGUGAUGGGCAUCAUGUGCUGGUCUCCUCCGCUCGACAAGCUGGGCAACAGCGUCAGAGGCAUCCAGUUCUGCACGGACCUGGUUUCCCUAUUCAACUUCCACAACUACGAUAACCUGAGACACUUUGCUAAGAAGCUGGACCCCCGCAGGGAGGGGGGAGACCAGAGGGUGAAGUCAGUGAUCAAUCUGCUCUUUGCUGCGUACACCGGGGACGUCUCGGCUCUCAGAAGGUUUGCGCUGUCCUCCAUGGACAUGGAGCAGAGAGACUACGACUCCAGGACGGCGCUGCAUGUGGCCGCCGCUGAAGGGCAUGGAGAGGUGGUUCGCUUCCUGCUGGAGGGUUGUAAAGUUAACCCAGUUCCCAAGGACAGGUGGGGGAACACCCCUCAGGACGAGGCGGUCCACUUCGGACACCUCGACGUCGUCACCAUCCUCCGAGACUACCACGCCAAGUACAGCCCUCUGGAGGUGGCCGAGGACAAAGAGAAGAGCGAGACCAACCUGGACGGGCUGCUCUGAGGGAGCAAGGGGGAGGCUGGGAGGAAACGUGUUCAUCUGCAUCAGAAGGUCAGAGAGCAAGAACCAUAACUCGUAGAAAACAGUUAACAUUACAACCGUAAAACCCCUUUAGAAACGACUUAAGGUUCCCUUUGCACACAGGACACCCCUCCAGAAGAAAAGCUCCUCCUCAUGCUACUUGAUGUUGUCGGUUUUGUAAUAUAUUGUAUUUACUUUAAGUGAGGAAUAUAUUGUUGUAUUUCCCCUUCUGUAUUCAGCUUUGUAGCUUUUUAAGAACCAGCCGCCGCAUUGAAUGCUGGGUAAAUUCAGCUGCGGCUGGUAAAUCCCCGCACUCUUGUUAUUUACUUUAUAAAUUAUGGUUUUUAUUCUGAAAAGCUUAAAAAAAACUGGAAGUAUGGGGCAUUUCGAACCCUGGUUUAAACCUUCGUCACUUCAUCAUCAUGGUGGAAUGUAUCCUCCCCAACACUCAAGUGUGUGUGUGUGUACGUGUGUGUGAUAUUUAUCUGUUUAAGAUAAAAUGUAGUGUGUGUAUAUUCCUGACAUGAGUGUAAAUACGUACAGGUGUAUAGUAGUUGUUGCUUCGAUCACAAGGAGUUAUAUUUCACUGGACAGCGUUUUCUUUUCACCGUCUUCAACUGUCGUUUUAUUCUUCACUGUAUGAUUUGAUAUUUAUUUUUUGUAAGGAAAUAUUGUCAGCCAAAGUUCAGGCUGUCUGUGGAAAGAGUUUUACAUAUUAUAAAUGACACUGCCAGCGCUGACAGCGGCUUGAAUUACUGUAAACAUCCCAGAGGUUUCAUAUGUUAACGCUUGCACUCAACAACGGACUACACACAGAUUAUUAUAAAUGUAACUGGAGAUCAUGAAGUUUACUAAGUAUAUCAAACUGAACUUGUGGAAGAUAUGUUUAACAUGCUGAUCAACACAAUCACAAUAUGUGUAUUUUUAUGAAUGCAGCCAUAAUGAACAAUAUGGACUUUUUCUUUAUUACAUUUUACAAUUUAAUUAAAAUAAAAUGUACAUUUUCUUUAUUUGAAUUAAUGACAAAGACUAAAGAUCAAAUUUAGUCCAAAAGAGACUUGAAUUAAAUCGGUGAAUUUAACUAGCAGGCUCCACAAAGCUCUAAUAUUAACCUUCUAUAUGUAUAUGUUAAGGUUAUGGUCAAGUGGAUUUAAAGAGUUUGAUGUUCAUCCAAGUCAAAGAUAAUAUCCUUGUUGAGUGCAGCUGUUGCUUUUCGUUACUGCUUUGUAAUCCAGAGGUGUUUAAAUAUGUUAUCAUUGCUAUUCAUCUGAACAUUUGAUUGAAAGUGGAGGCUUUAAUGCCUCUGUAAUGUAUCACAGGAAGUACGAGGCGUGUGUCACGGUUCCUGCAGAAUACUCAGGAAGGUCCGGAUUAGAAACACAAAGAGAAGCAGCUUUAUAUCGCAGAAGGAUUGUUUUUGUUUAUUCUGUGAUGUGCAGAAGAAUCUGAUGUAGUGAGAGGUCGUGCAGAUGUUUCCAGACGUUGUUCUGUGUUUUUGUAGCGUGUCUGAAGUUUGGAUGUUGAUUCUGUGCGGACAAACUGAACCAGGCAAUCAACAUAUAUUAUCUACACUCCAAAUGUAGUGCAUUUUAGGGAUCAGUUCAUUCAGUUUGAUUAGAAUUGUUAUUUGGGUUAUUGAUACCUCAAUGAGUGUCCACCCGGUCAAUAUCGGCUUGGAAUUGUUAUUUAAAGGUUAAAAAUGAGUAAAAGAAGCACAAAAUGCAAUAUUUUGAGACUAUUAGCAAUACAUAUUUAAUGAUUGUACGAUCAAUUGAGCAAUAUGUGUUGGAUGUGGUCCCGGCCUGCAGCGACUGAAGUAUUCUGAAUGUAACGUGUUUCUGUUUCAUGUAUAUUUAUGCUGCUGAGUGUCGCAGACAGUUCAGAUAUUUAUUCACAGAUCAAACGUUUAAUAAAGUUAUUAAAAUCAAAGAAGUUGUUGUGUUUUCAGUGUACCUGCGGGGGCUCACACAGUGUCAUCACAUUAGGUCAGAGCUGUGCAGUGCAAUGGAAGUUCACUUCCUUCAAACUCAGGAGUCACACAUUGAUCAUUUAUUCAUUUCACAUCUAACCAGUAUUCAACAUUUCAAAAUACACAUCAUCAAACUCUGUUUCGACAUGUUUCUACCUAUCAAAUGUUUCCUUUGCAUGUGAAGAGUGUGAAAGUAGAUU